This is a messenger RNA of Pyricularia oryzae 70-15, 2252 nucleotides long. RefSeq lists its product as uncharacterized. Lineage: Eukaryota; Fungi; Ascomycota; Sordariomycetes; Magnaporthales; Pyriculariaceae. Bases 944 to 1495 code for a protein of 183 amino acids. The transcript is spliced from 3 exons. The record is from RefSeq and is a predicted model, not a curated record.
GGUUCUCUUCAUGUUGCUUUGGGUGGAUCCAGGGACACCCGUAGCUGCAAAUUGAUGAGCCUUGACUCGCCUUCUACACCUCGCCCUGUCAGUUCAUAGAGGAGCCAUCCCGUCGUAUCAACUACCCCUUCCUGUUUUUGUUUUCUUUUGAACGAUUCUUACUGUUUGCCGACGCCAAUUGUGCGAGACACCCAGCCAACAGUCAGCCCCAGCUGGUGCUCCCGAAGCCGCAUAUCUACAAGCUCCGCGUCGGUUUUGAACUGCAUCUCGAUUCUGUCUCGCAUCAAAGGCGGAUCAAUCUGCCUGCCGCUUCCCCGAUCAUCACCAGAAGCCACCGAGACUCUGAACAAAGACGUCAGUCAAUACGACUUGGAUCGACGACAACUUACCAAACUAUACUGGCAACGGCGACAAUCAAGAUCAAUUGACUCUCUAUCGGCUCGCCCCUUCUUGGCAACAGAGGCAGAAAUAACCAUCGUGGAUGCCCAUCCUCCAUUUUUAAAGCGCCCCUUUCCUCUCACGCCCAUUCCCAUUCCCUUGCCAACCGAGGGUUUGGGCUGGGUUAGAGCGAAAUACUCAAGGGCCGCUUGACUUGUCAUUGUUGUCUUUGUCAACAUUUUUUUAAUAUAUCCUGCCUACCAACUACGACGGCAUCUGCUGUCGUCCCAUCGCUCCUUUCGUGUCUGGCCACCUACCCUUCUUGGCCGAUAUUCACACGCCUGAUCUGGUCCGACCUUAACCUUUUUUCAGUGUCCUGUUACCAACCAGUCCUCCUCUUGGCUUCUGAUUGUUUUCUUGGACAAAUAUCUUCAUUUCGCCUCGAUUGUUUACCUUGGCCCAAGCCUUUGCAACCUCGUCCACAUCAAAUAAAUCAUCGCUCAGAUAUUCGUCACGAGCGAAAGGAACGGUGGCAUACAGUCACUUACACACACCAGUCGAAACGAUGACGUUGGACAACACAACCGAGAAAGGCGGCCUCGCCCCUCCCAAGGCUGCCAUCACCAGUGAAACCACCAAGAUACUUGAGAAGGUUUCAACUGACACGCUGUCCCCGGAGAGCAUAGCAAUGGGAGGCCGCGGCGGUCGCAACGGGGGCAGUUCUGGCCUGUCAACGCCGACCAGCGUGACGGGGGCAGCUCUGAACCCAUUCGACACGGAUAUUGAGGCGCAGUCCAAGAUGCACACCACCGACACACGAGAGCAGACGAGACACUUUCUCGGGCGCUCGUCGACGAAUCUGGCACGUGGUGAGAGCCACGCCGCCGGCUCCAACGAUGACUGCCAGGUGUGGCCUGGUCAGGCUCACUGGAAGAGGAAGCACAAGGCGGCCAAGCGCAAGAACAGGAACUGCAACUGCCUGGCGAACCUCAGCUGCCGGAACCGGAUGAUUGUUAAGAUCUUCAUCGGUCUGUUCAUUAUUGCUACAGCAGUCGGUGUUGGCUUCGGCAUCAGCAAACCGCUGGGUGCGCCGAUCUGGAAGCCUAGCAACCAAUAGUGAAGGUACCUGACUGGUACUGCAUCGGUUGGGGCUCGAUCAUCUGUCAUUUCCCAGAAUUGUCGACGUUUAUGUCUUUUUGUCUCGAUUUUUUUUCUGGUCCUGGCAGCUGCUCUGUUUCCCCCGGAACCAGAGGGCUUUGUUUUACCAUCGAAAGGUGGAAGCUUUACAAAGCAAAGACGGGCUGUAAUGCUACCCCAAGCACCUCUCAACUACUACAGUCUUUCUUCUGUGGAGGACGGCUUACAAGCGACCCUCGACCGGCGAUGCAAACAACUGCUCAGGGCUUCCCUUACCAUGAUACCCCUAUUCAGUUUAUUUGUUCAGCAUUUCUUUCUUGGCGACCCUGUUUUCUUGGCAGGAAGCUUAUUCUCUGAGAUAUAGUUUCGAUAUACAUAUCAGACGACUUGCGGCGACGGGGAAGUUACAAAAUACGCAUUGUCGGAGUUCUUUCUUUUUCGUUAGAUGGAGUCCAAACAGGAUAUGGGAUUUUUUUUCUCCAUGUUCGUUCUCCUUUUUGUUUUUUUGCUUUUUUUUUGUGCUUUUUUUCGGGCCAGGCAAGGAGUUGCGUUGUCUUUGCAUUACUGGGACUAUACAGAACCGGCGCUAUGGAGUCGCUGGUUUAUUCUUCUCCUUUUCUGGAUCAUCACUCGGUACCUCGCCUAUGACAGGUCUGGUAUCUCAAAUCUCUUGCUUUUGGCAACAUAAAAUAUUCACACAUUUCUGCCGUUAUAACCAAGGUCCCUUUUUGAUCCCG